Akanthomyces muscarius is the source of this 1365-nucleotide messenger RNA. RefSeq lists its product as uncharacterized. Bases 1 to 1365 code for a protein of 454 amino acids. Gene Ontology annotation, biological process: transmembrane transport. NCBI's taxonomy places the organism in Eukaryota, Fungi, Ascomycota, Sordariomycetes, Hypocreales, Cordycipitaceae. Gene Ontology annotation, molecular function: transmembrane transporter activity. The transcript has 6 exons. The record is from RefSeq and is a predicted model, not a curated record.
AUGGCGUCCGAGCACAUCCCUGUCAAAUGGUAUCGAUCAACCUUUUAUAAUAUCACGAUCCUCGGCCUGUGCAACUUUGCUGCGCCAGGGAUAUGGGGUGCUAUGAACUCCCUCGGCGCGGGAGGAGCACAAAAACCAUACUUGGUCAAUACAGCGAAUGCGUUGACGUUCUCUCUCAUGGUAGUUUCUUGUCUAUUCUCCAGUGCCUUGGUUCGCUUGAUUGGGAUCAAGGGUGCUUUGCUUUUUGGAACCCUUGGUUAUGCACCUUAUGCCGCAGGCUUAUACACAAAUAAUCGCUUCGGCACGGAAUGGCUCACCAUUUUUGGGGCUGCUCUGUGUGGUAUUUCUGCCGGCGUAUUCUGGAUGGCAGAGGCAGCCAUCGCAAUUGCCUACCCUGAGCCCUGGAACAGAGGCAAGGCACUGGGAUAUUGGCUGACGUACCGAGUCAGUGGUCAGAUUCUUGGUGGUGCCAUCAACUUGGGCCUGAAUUCGUCCCGCAAUGAGGCCGGAAAGGUAUCGCAUACAGUGUACCUCGUCUUCAUUGCUCUUCAAUGCCUCGCUCCCCUCGGCGCGCUCUUCCUGACGCCACCCGAAAAGGUACAGCGUCAAGAUGGGAAGCCAGUAGAGCUGGGAAUCUUCAGCAACCCUUGGUUUGAGAUUAAAGCUACCAUCAAGCUGUUCUUCUCUCUAAAGUUCCUGCUUCUGCUACUGCUUAUUGGACAAGCCGUGUAUGCCGAAGCUGUGUUUUUCACCUACCUCUCCUUGUGGUUUAGUGUUCGCUCGCGGGCUUUGGGAUCAUUCCUGUCUGGUAUCGUAGCCGCGAUUGGGGGUAACGUCCUAGGGUACUGGCUAGAUAAAACGACUAUCUCGCUCAAGUUCAGAGCCAGAUCCACGUUCUGGACAAUUUUAACUCUGCAAGGGGGGUGGUGGACUUGGGCGACAGUGUUAGCUACGCGAUACCAUCGCACGCAGCCCACGUACGACUGGACAAGCCCUGGUUUCGGUUCCGGCUUUGCCGUCUACAUUUUCUUACUGCUUGGCUUUCAGCUGAACUACAUGUUUUUGUACUUCAUCAUUCAAAAUUUGUCCGACUCUAAGGAGCAGAUCAUCCGCUAUUCUGCGUUGCUGCGCGGAACUGAGUCUGCUUGGCAAGCAAUUAGCUACGGCUUAGGAUCUAUCGAGAUUAUGGCCCAAGUCGGCAGCAUCUACUUGAACUUCAGUCUUUGGGCAGCUGCGAUAAUUCCAGCCUGGCUCGUUUUGCGCCACAUUGGUGUAGCAAAGCCAGGCGAUGGUGAGGAUUCGGAGCAUAGCAUAAGUGAAGCUAGCGAUGCCAAAGCCGCCAGAGAAGAGACCUCUGGACUGUAA